This is a messenger RNA of Pomacea canaliculata, 2357 nucleotides long. RefSeq names its product protein CNPPD1-like. The record is from RefSeq and is a predicted model, not a curated record. The transcript has 8 exons. The coding region runs from base 245 to 1744 and encodes 499 amino acids. Gene Ontology annotation, molecular function: protein kinase binding; cyclin-dependent protein serine/threonine kinase regulator activity. Lineage: Eukaryota; Metazoa; Mollusca; Gastropoda; Architaenioglossa; Ampullariidae. Gene Ontology annotation, biological process: regulation of cyclin-dependent protein serine/threonine kinase activity. Gene Ontology annotation, cellular component: nucleus; cyclin-dependent protein kinase holoenzyme complex.
GACAUGCUGAACCACACCACAGUCCUAUGAGUAGUGCUCUACAGGCAGCCAACAAAGCUUGGAAGUGAAACUGCACCGACUUGUCCACUUGGUUUGCCAGAAGAGGGCAGGACACUGAUCUAACAACAGAGUUUGCAGCUUGUGUUUGUAAUACCCCAGGACAGUGGGGGACCUUGCUAUAAUGAACAAUCCUUAAUCCUGGGAUGUUGUCCGACCAUGACAGCCAGAAGGGAAAAAAGUUGCCAUGGAUCAAAAACUGAUAAUGGACCAGCAUUUUCGCAAACGCUGGCAGAAAACUUUUUAUUGUGGUGAAUUAGAACCAGAACAUACUCCUCUGGCUCUUACAGAGUUGUGUGUAGAAUACAUCCAGAAUUUGGCACCACACAAGCUGGAUCAUGUUGACCUUCAAUCUGCUUCCAUUCUUACAAGCCAGGAGUCAGUCUCACCAUCUUCAGUGAUGAUGAGCAUGAUAUAUGCUAAACGCCUCCAGCGCAAGAGACCUGACCACUUGAAGAGAAUGUCAUCUUCAGACCUGUUCUUUUUGUCAAUGAUGAUGGCAUCGAAGUACCUUUAUGAUGAGGGAGUAGAUGAAGAAGUUUUCAAUGAUGAAUGGGCAGAGACAGCUGGCAUGGAAAAGGAUGAUGUUAACUGCAUGGAACGGGAAUUUCUGGAUGCUAUGGACUGGGAACUUUUCAUCAAGAAAGAUGAAUUUGACCAAGCUGUUCUAUCUGUUGAGAGAAGCAUUGCAUUUCGAGAAGGCAUGAAACGAGGGUGGCUCUCCUAUACUGACCUGUGUCUUCUGUGGGAUGAUCCAAGGUUCCAGCUCAUAGCACAAAAUGAAGGGCUAGAAUGGAUCAAGGUAAUGAUGGUUAGCACAGUAGCCUAUGUUGCAGCAGUGCUGACUAUGGUUGGUUCGACUGUCCUUGUUGCAAAUAUGUCCCUUGUCUUGGCUUCUUCCGGAAUGUUGCCUGCCUCACUCCACACAGUACAGACACCUGUUCCAUUCCAACCUCUUCUUCCCACCCAGGAACAGCCAAUCUAUGCUGUGUCACCAAGGGAUCGUUCUGCUUUGCUAAACGAGACAGCCAUAAAUCCAGAAGAGGGUUCAGAUUCUGCUGAAUCAGAGAUGCCUGGCACCACAGUUUUGGACACCAUCAUGUCACAGUUGAUGGCUGUGCUCACCCUUAAGUCACAUAUGCUACAGUUUGUCCAAGCAGUGUCUGACAACUUCACUAAUGAUAGGUUGCAUUUAAGUGCAAAAAAACACUCUUGGCCAGCAACAUCACUUGCACCACCAGCUCAGGUACCAUCAGGGCAUUGGGAAUCGAAAACCAAGAGAUGCUGCAAUGCUGGAAGCCCGUUUUCUUCCUGUUUCCAAAUAAUAGAGAGAAUGUCAUCUUCCACUGAUCUUGAAAGAUGGUCUGUAUUCUACCCUGGUUGUGACAUGGACCAAGUAAGAGCCAGUUAUGCUCACUGCUUGCUACAACAAAGUCUUUGCUGUCAUGAGUGUUCCCAUGGUUUGGACAGAAAAUCUGGCCAGAAGCAAGGAGAGUACUUGGAUGACUAUCAAGGCAUUGACUUAUCAGAGUGUUGUGAUUAUUCUCGUCCCUCAUAUAAAUGUGGGGUGGAGUCCAGAAAUCCAUCAUGCAGUGGACUGGAAGCAGAGACGAACAUGCCAUACUUUUUUCUAGAUAUCACGAUUGGCUUUGCUACCAGCAUGCCACCUCUAGUAUUUUCUACAUAACAUUUUGCUUUUGUUUUGUUUUUUGCCAGUUGUUUCAGGGCUGAUGUGCAUCCGCAUUAUAGGUACCACUUUUAUUUCAUAAUUCAUGGGUCCCCACAGGCAUGCUGUUCUUUUUCUGUGUAUGUGACAUCUGUUUUCAGAUCUGGCUGCCUUGCCAUGAUAUAGCUUUAGUUGCUGGUUCAGCUUAAAAUACCAAUUCCUCCCAUCCCCUUUGCCAAAGUUUAGCUUUUUGUUUCCCUAGAAAUUGACGGGUUAAUUACUUGUAUAUUAUCAGUUACAAGUGUAGACAAUUUAAUGUUUACUUAAUAAUUAUACUUGUAUUCCUAGUCCACAUUUGUAGUUAGACUACCAGUACCAUUUUUCUUUGCUUAAUCCAUCUUGCAUGACCUAAAGAUUUCUUUAGUCUACACCUCCUGGCCAGACCUGAUUUUUUCAAUCAAGAUGGAAAUAACUAGAGGUGGUGACUCAGGAGCCUCCUUGCUUGAUGACAUGGUACAUUUGUUUUAAACAGAUAACUUUCACAUGAUAAAGAUAAUUAUUUUCAGUAUAGAUCAGAAAUUAAAAUUCACUGUGGCUGACAAACUUGCAUAUUAAAAAGUUGAUGCUUGAAAUA